AUGGCUGGUAGUGGUGGUAGUGGUGGUGGUCAUAGUGGUGGUGGUAGUGGUGGUGGUCAUAGUGGUGGUGGUCAUAGUGGUGGUGGUAGUAGUAGUGGUGGUAGUAGUAUUGGUGGUGAUGGUAGUAGUGGUGGUGGUGAUGGUAAUAGUGGUGGUGGUGAUGGUAGUAGUGGUGGUGGUAGUAGUGGUAGUAGUGGUGAUGGUAGUAGUGGUGGUGGUGGUGAUGGUAGUAGUGGUGGUGGUAGUAGUGGUAGUAGUGGUGAUGGUAGUAGUGGUAGUAGUGGUGAUGGUAGUAGUGGUGGUGGUGGUGGUGGUGGUGGUGAUGGUAAUAGUGGUGGUGGUGAUGGUAAUAGUGGUGGUGGUGAUGGUAGUAGUGGUGGUGGUAGUAGUGGUGGUGGUAGUGGUAGUAGUGGUGGUGGUGGUAGUAAAGCUAUUCCACCACGAGCAAACAAUGAUUAUUAUGUAGCAAAAUUAAACCCCGAGAACUGA
Lodderomyces elongisporus is the source of this 489-nucleotide messenger RNA. RefSeq lists its product as uncharacterized. NCBI's taxonomy places the organism in Eukaryota, Fungi, Ascomycota, Pichiomycetes, Serinales, Debaryomycetaceae. The record is from RefSeq and is a predicted model, not a curated record. The transcript has 2 exons. Bases 1 to 489 code for a protein of 162 amino acids.